Acinonyx jubatus (cheetah) is the source of this 2761-nucleotide messenger RNA. RefSeq names its product fem-1 homolog A (gene FEM1A). Gene Ontology annotation, molecular function: protein binding. The record is from RefSeq and is a predicted model, not a curated record. The transcript has a single exon. Bases 139 to 2106 code for a protein of 655 amino acids. NCBI's taxonomy places the organism in Eukaryota, Metazoa, Chordata, Mammalia, Carnivora, Felidae.
GCCAUUUUGUUCCGCCGGAGAAGCCCCUAAGAUGGCGGCAGGGGAGACGGUGAAGGUUGCCGCCCGCCCCUCCGGGCGUUAGUCCGCGCCCUCCGCGUCCCCCGGCGGCCGGCCCAUGGCCUGGCGGAAGCCCGCGCCAUGGACCUCCGCACCGCCGUGUACAACGCCGCCCGCGACGGCAAGCUGCAGCUGCUUCAGAAGCUGCUCAGCGGCCGGAGCCGGGAGGAGCUGGACGAGCUGACGGGUGAGGUGGCCGGCGGGGGGACGCCGCUGCUCAUCGCCGCCCGCUACGGCCACCUGGACGUGGUCGAGUACCUGGUGGACCGGUGCGGCGCGAGCGUGGAGGCGGGCGGCUCGGUGCACUUCGACGGCGAGACCAUCGAGGGCGCGCCGCCGCUGUGGGCCGCCUCGGCCGCCGGCCACCUGGACGUGGUGCGCAGCCUGCUGCGCCGCGGGGCGUCGGUGAACCGCACGACGCGCACCAACUCGACGCCGCUGCGCGCCGCCUGUUUCGACGGGCACCUGGAGGUGGUGCGCUACCUGGUGGGCGAGCACCAGGCCGACCUGGAGGUGGCCAACCGGCACGGCCACACGUGCCUCAUGAUCUCCUGUUACAAGGGCCACCGCGAGAUCGCCCGCUACCUGCUGGAGCAGGGCGCCCAAGUGAACCGGCGCAGCGCCAAGGGCAACACGGCCCUGCACGACUGCGCCGAGUCCGGCAGCCUGGAGAUCCUGCAGCUGCUGCUCGGCUGCCACGCCCGCAUGGAGCGCGACGGCUACGGCAUGACCCCGCUGCUGGCGGCCAGCGUCACGGGCCACACCAACAUCGUGGAGUACCUCAUCCAGGAGCAGCCUGCUGGGGAGGGGGGCCCCUCCGCCGGCCCGGGAUGUGUGCCGCCCCCGGGGCCCCGCGGCCGCAGCUCCUCCCCGGAGGACGCGCUCGGUGACGCGUACGAGAGCUGCUGCCCCACGAGCCGGGAGGCCGCCGUGGAAGCCCUCGAGUUGCUGGGAGCCACCUACGUGGAUAAGAAGCGGGACCUGCUCGGGGCCCUGAAACACUGGAGACGGGCCAUGGAGCUGCGUCACCAGGGCGGCGCGUAUCUGCCCAAACCGGAGCCCCCGCAGCUGGUCCUGGCCUAUGACUAUUCCAGGGAGGUGACCACCACCGAGGAGCUGGAAGCGCUCAUAACCGACCCGGAUGAGAUGCGCACGCAGGCCCUGUUGGUCCGGGAGCGCAUCCUGGGGCCGGCCCACCCGGACACGUCCUACUACAUCCGCUACCGGGGGGCGGUGUACGCCGACUCGGGCAAUUUCGAGCGCUGCAUCCGCUUGUGGAAGUACGCCCUGGACAUGCAGCAGAACAACCUGGAGCCCCUGAGCCCCAUGACCGCCAGCAGCUUCCUCUCCUUCGCCGAACUCUUCUCGUACGUGCUCCAGGACCGGGCGGCCAAGGGCAGCCCGGGCGCGCAGAUCGGCUUUGCGGACCUCAUGGGCGUGCUCUGCAAAGGAGUGCGGGAGGUGGAGCGGGCCCUGCAGCUGCCCAAGGAGCCCGGGGAGUCGGCCCAGUUCACCAAGGCCUUGGCCAUCAUCCUCCACCUGCUGUAUCUGCUGGAGAAGGUGGAGUGCACGCCGGACCAGGAGCACCUGAAGCACCAGACCGUGUACCGGCUGCUGAAGUGCGCCCCCCGGGGCAAGAACGGCUUCACCCCUCUGCACAUGGCCGUGGACAAGGACACCACAAACGUCGGCCGCUACCCGGUGGGCCGGUUCCCCUCUCCGCAGGUGGUCAAGGUGCUGCUUGACUGCGGGGCGGACCCAGACAGCCGGGACUUUGACAACAACACCCCGCUGCACAUAGCGGCCCAGAACAACUGCCCCGGGAUCAUGAACGCCCUGAUCGAAGCGGGCGCCCACAUGGAUGCCACCAAUGCCUUCAAGAAGACCGCCUACGAGCUGCUGGAUGAAAAGCUGCUGGCCAAGAGCACCAUUCAGCCCUUCAACUAUGUGACCCUGCAGUGCCUUGCGGCCCGCGCCCUGGACAAAAACAAGAUCCCCUACAAGGGCUUCAUCCCCGAGGAGCUGGAGGCUUUCAUCGAGCUGCACUGACGGGGUCCUGAGAGCCGAGAAGCCGGGAAGAGUGGGGCCCACGCUCGUCUCCCCGCCUCCCCGCCUCCCCCCACCCCCGAGCCCUUCGGCAGCGGGAAACAGAAGGGCUCUCCAGUCUCCAGAGCCCCUGUCCCCUCCGCUCUGCGGAGAGGGGAAAGGAGUCAGCAAGUCGUUGGUGCUCGAAGCCUUCCGCAUCAGGCGCUCGCUCGAGGAACUGGCCCUCUCCGGGAGCCCGCGAGCCUGUCUUUGAUCGGGGGAAGUUGCACGCGCGUCCACACAUCCCAUCUGCCCGGGUCUCGGAGGACUUUUGCCUUCUUGCCUCGAGGCAGAGGGAGCGAAGCUUUUGCCUUCCUUUCCGAGAACCGGGAAGAAGCUGAGGAUCGGGUCCCUGCUUUUUCGCCCCCGCUGCGGCCCAGUGCGGUGUGAGGACGGGGGAGGGGGGCGCUCCCAGGUGGCGGGUCGGAGAAGCCGGCCGACUCUCAGUUCUCCAGCGCGCCUGCGCCCUGCUCCCUGCCCCCAGCCGUCACCACGGGCCGUGGGCAGGGCUCGCUGCCCGGGCGGCCUGCCCCUCGCAUGGCUUUCGUUGGUGUGGUGUUGCGUUUCUUAGUGAGCGGGCAGGUUACAGGCGUGGCGCAGGAGGCCACAAGUUGUGCGG